Molecule: messenger RNA, 3794 nt
Organism: Castor canadensis (American beaver)
Lineage: Eukaryota; Metazoa; Chordata; Mammalia; Rodentia; Castoridae
Gene: Perm1
Product: PPARGC1 and ESRR induced regulator, muscle 1
Biological process (GO): regulation of DNA-templated transcription; response to muscle activity
Cellular component (GO): nucleus; cytoplasm
Source: RefSeq, a predicted model, not a curated record
GGGGUGGAGUUUGCAGGGCAAGCCCAACAGCAUGUCGCUCAGGGACAGGCCGCUAGAUGCCCAGCUCCACUACUCCAACUGGCUGCCAAGACCCAGGACUGUAACAAUGUGUCAUGGUAGUUAUCAUUUGGAAAUAGAAAAAGUUGGAGUUGGGACUUUCUAACUCAGAAGAAAGAAUGAACUAGAUCUGAAAGAAGCAGAACCUGUUCUCUGGGACCCUUCCAAGUGGAGAUGGAGUGCCAAGGAGGGGGCAGGUGCCCUCGUGGCAAGCAGGGUAGUUGUGUGUGCUGCUCAGUAUGUGGGGCCUGAAUCCUCAAAGCCCUUCCAUUGCUCCAGCACCUCUGCUGACCUGUGAUGGACAACUUCCAGUACACCGUUCAACUUAGCGACCAGGACUGGGCUGAGUUCUCGGCCACCGCUGAUGAGUGUGGCCUCCUGCAGGCUGGACUGGCCUCUGGGGACGAGCUUUUGUCCAGUGACAUUGAUCAAGGGGAUAGCAGUGACAGCAGCCCCUCUGGGCCCCCACCACUCCUUACUGGGCAGCUGGCUCUGGGGAGGAGGGACUGGUGGGGGUGCGAGGAGGGGGGAGAGGUCGUGGCCACCCAACAGCUGAUCAGCAGGUCUCAGUGUGAGCCUAUCUUGGCUCUGGAGGCCAGUCAGCAGGCAGUCGGCACGUCUGCACUGUCAGAAGGUCUGCUGUCCCUCAGCUCAGGCACUAUCCCGCUGGUUCAGUGUUCCUCCUUGCCAGGGCCAGCAGCUUCCAGAGGCGAGAUGCAGAGGCUUCUUCAGGGCCCUGCUCCAAGCCCCCCUGGUGAGCCCCCUCAGAGUCCUGAGUCUCCUGGCUGCAGUCUCACCCCCCAGAAGUCACUCGACAACCCUGGAGUCCCACCUUGGAGUCCUGGACGUAAGAAGAGGAGUGCUGUGUGUGCCAAGUGGGGAGGGCACUUGGGAGCCCCAGGCCCUGUGGCUACCCAGCUGGGAUACCAUGAGGCCAGGCCUGAGGGCAUUGUGGUUGGGACAGCAAAGCUGACGGCAGAGGUCCAGCAAGACAAGCCAGAGCCAGACUCUGCAGAUGCUCCUAAGCCCAGCUCCGGGUCCCCUGAGCUGGUUGCCAGACGAGGGCCUGGCUUGGAUCUGUCUACAUCUAUCCCAACAACUGAGCAAGGGACAGACCAGAUCAGAAUGACUCCCAGAGCUGAGCUGCACACCAUAUCCAUACCUGUCCAGGAGGUUCAUCCAGAUAGCUCCAUGGCUAAGUCAGACAUGGCUCCGUCUACGCCUGCCUGCAAGCCUCAACCCCAUAUGGCUUUGUCUACACCUGCCUCCAAGCCUGACAUGACUUUGUCUACAUCUGCCUUCAAGCCUCAACCCCAUAUGGCUUUGUCUACACCUGCCUCCAAGCCUGACAUGACUUUGUCUAUACCUGCCUCUAAGCCUCAACCCCAUAUGGCUUUGUCUAUAUCUGUCUCCAAGCCUGACAUGACUUUGUCUACACCUGCCUCCAAACCUCAACCUGACAUGUCUUUGUCUACACCUGCCUCCUCAACUCAGAUUGACAAGUCUGGGUCUGCAUCUGCCUCCACAAGCAGACUAUAUGUGGGCAUAUCAGGCACAGGGUUGAAGCCAGGGGUAGAUCUGUCUCCACCCAUCUCAAUGGUUGUGCCACAUGCAGCUCUGCUUCAUUCUGCUUCCAAGACUGCAUCUGAUAUGGAUGAUACACCUGCUGCACUCUCCUUGCUCCCUGUUCCCUGGGCUGAAGCUACUCUGGUGGACACCAAAGGUGCUGUAACUCCAGAGGGACAUCGAGAGAAGCCCAGAAGGGAGCCCUCAGCAGGAGCCCCUGGAGACCCCUCUGGAGAGCCCCUACAGGGCUCUGUUCAAGUCCCAAAGAGGAAGAAAGUGCGAUUCUCCAUGACCAUGCCCAGCCCUGAGGAGCUAGGGUCAGGUGAGGCUGCAGGCUCACCCUCAUCAACCACACCCUGGAUCCCAGCUUCCAGGACAGCAAUCGGGGGUCGUGGGGGUUCUGCAGCCUGGGAUGCUGUGGCUGUGGGUCCCCGGUCCCCUCAGCCUCGAAUCCUCAAGCACCUGCCACCCCCAUCCCCCUCUGCCUCAGUGGGGCCUGAGCCUGGGAGCCGCUUUGCAGUGACCCUUCCCGAGGCUUAUGAGUUCUUCUUCUGUGACACCAUUGAGGAGGAGGAAGAAGAUGUGGCGGGUGAGGCAGCAGCCAGCCAGGCCCUGGGUGAAGUUCAGUGGCCGGACAUGUGUGAGUUCUUCUUCCAGGACUGCCGAGCCCAGAGGUCAAGGUGCCAGGGGCACCACUCUCCAAUGCCAUCCCCAAGAGCUGAGCCUGCGGCAGCUACUCUACCUGGAGACCCAGUGCCCAUCUCCAUUCCUGAGGCUUAUGAACACUUCUUUGAGGAGGAUGGGCUUGGGGAUGCACUGCCACCAGCCACCCUUCUCCAAUUGCAGACCACUGAGCCUCUCAGGGAAGUGGGGCUUGGGGCACCCCCCAAGCCUGGCCCAGUCACAACACAGCAGCUCAGUCUGGCGGUCAGGCGGGCAGGGGAGCUCCGGGGUCCUCUCACCUCAUUUACUUUCAGCCAGAAUGACAUGUGCCUGGUGUUUGUAGCCUUUGCCACGUGGGCUGUGAGAACCUCAGAUCUACAUACCCCAGAUGCUUGGAAAACAGUCUUGCUGGCCAACAUCGGCACCAUCUCUGCCAUCCGCUACUUCCGUCGGCAGGUGGGUCGAGGACGCAGCCCCAGCCGCAGCCCCAGCCCCAGCCACAGCCCUAGCUGCUAAGAGCCAGGCCUGCCCAGAAGGCGCAGGAUGCCCAGAUGAGCCCAGGGGCUCUGGAUCAGGUGCUGCCCACUUCCUUGCCUUUGAUACCUGUCUUCUACAGCAUUCAGGAGGGAGCCAGUGUCCUUGACUCUCUUGGACUCCACCUGAGGGUUCACCAGUGACCAAGGCCACUCCCCACACCUAGGAGGGAGAAGGUUUGGGAUUCUGGAUGGGUAGGUGCUGAGCAGAGAGUUGGUUAGUAGGGCAUCAGAUUAGAAAAUAAAAACAGGGUGCCCAGUUAAAUUUGAAUCUCAGACAUGAAAUAUUUCAGACAUUACUUUACUAAGAAAUUACUUGUUGUUUAUCUAACUUAACUGGGCACUUGCAUUUCUCUGCUUAUGUGGUGAGAAGAGCAGCAGGAGAGGAUGCUGGGGCGAGGGGUGUCAGAGCAACAAGGUCCCGCUGAGUCUGGGUAGGGCCAUGACAAGGAUGCUAGGUGGCUUUGAAGUUGAGGGGUGGGGGGUAUCCAGGGACUCUGCUCUGUUCACAGGAGGGGUGGGCUGGUGAGUGUCAUGGAGGCCCCUCUGACCCCUGAGUCCAGAGGGUUCAUGGCCACAGCCUGCCUGGGCCAGGCCUGAGUCAGUGAGCAGGUGCCUAGUGGAUGCCUCUGAAGGUGGCUCCUGUAGCCCCUACAGGGUGAAUCUGUGGGGCAGGGCUGGUUCCUCUUUGGGAGCCCUGGAUGAGGGCCCAGAACUCAGUGACCUCCAGUGGAAGGACUGUCUCCUGGGACUGUAUCAUAGGUAGCUCACAUGGGGCUGAGGCUGAGAAGAGCAUUGGGGUGGGAAGCUGGGAGAGGGGCCUGAGGAGGGAGAGUAAUGGCAGGGCAGGAUGUGGUUCUGCCCAAGGCUACAUGAGCAGGGUCCCCAAGACAGAGGGGGACCCCUGGCUGCUCCUAGAGGAACAAAGGCACACAGCACCAAUAAAAUUUCUCUUUCUCAUUUAUGGUGUUAGUA